AUGGAUGACAACGGAGCUUCCAGCCGACUACGCCCUUUAUUACCCGGUCCAACUCGCGAUGGCCCUUUUGACUCUAAGCCUCCUCCAUUCAAGCUAGACAUUCCCAAGCGGACUUCUGUCAAGACUGCCUGUCAAACUUGCAGGCAGCGCAAAGCAAAGGUGUGUGAUGGUCAGAGACCUAAAUGCUCAGCUUGUUUCAAUGGUGGGCGUGAAUGCCACUACGCUAGCCACCCUUUCGAGGUUGAGGCUGCAGCCUUGAAGCGGAAGCAUGCAGAACUCCAGGAACGCAUGAGUGAGCAUGAGCACCUGUACUCGUCUCUAAAGACCCGAGAGCCUCACGAGACAGAUGAGAUUCUGCGAAGGAUACGUGCAGGACACGACGUCAAGACAGCCACCGAAGACAUGAAAGGAGCGGAUGCGGCCGAGCAGAGCAAUACCUCCACGCUAUCCAGACAGCAGAUAAAUCCUUUAAUCCGGAACGACAGUGCCAAUAAUUCAAACAGUACUAAUACGUCUGGAAGUGCCAGUUCGCCUAGUCCGUUUGCUACUUACGCCAGCUUUUCUCAAAUGCGCCAACCUAGACUCACAGCCUCACACGGAUACCGUAAUCAUAUCUUUGAGGAGGCCUGGCGAGAUGCCCCAAGAGUCUCAGACGACAUAUUCGUUGAUCUCCCAGGAUAUACGCUGCCACUUUCACGGUGGACAAGCGUGCACCAAGAUGAUAAGCUGCUGAACCACUUGUUGUUGUUAUUCUGGACAUGGGAUACUGUGUGUAACCGCAUUAUUGACCGAACCAUUUUCGAAGAAGACCUGAAGAACCUCGAUCCCGCUACCACCAUCGCGCCUUGGGAACUCCGCUUCUGCUCUUCAUUCCUUGUCAAUGCCCUCUUAGCCGUUAGUUGCUUGUACUCUACUAACUCGGCAACGUUCAGCACACAUGAUGAUAUCAGCACUAGAGGCCUUGGAUUCGCCCAGGAGGCUAUACGGUGUCUAAAGCUUGAAGACACCCGCCCUCUGCUACCGGUUGUGCAAGGCCUGGCGCUCAUGUAUGUGUAUGAAAGUGCCUUGGGCGACGGAGACACUGCGCUUGAGUUUCACAGUCUUAUGCAGCAGCGCUAUAUGGAGCUUCGGCUUGAUGACAUCCAGCGUUCAACAGACACAGCUAUUGCUGGCUCGAGACAACGUGCUGAAGCGCAUGCUUUAUCUUGGAUCCAGUGGGGAUUCUAUGUCUGGGAUUGGAAGCCAAUGCAUGGCCUCUGUCGUCGUUUCAUCAUCAACAAGCCCGCACGAGAGAAGACGUGGCAGCAGGAUAUGACGCCUCUGAACAGAAAAGAGAGCCCCGAGUAUUGGUGGUUCCCUUAUCCUGUGUCCGUAGCGCCUCAGCGGUCUCUAAAGCGCGAAAUCUUUGACGUCGAGUGCACUUUCGCAGAAAUUACGGAACAAGUGCUUGAGUUUAUCAUCCCUCUGGAACAGGGUGGUUCACCAUUGUUAAAUGCUGGACGGGCGGCCGAACUAUACUCUCAACUGAUGGAGUGGAAGUUCUCUCUACCGGAACCCCUGAGGGCUGAGAAUGCUGUCCUUCCCGCUGCUAUACUGUUACACCUCAGUGUGGAUCUUGUGGCCAUCAGCGUUCUACAACCUUUCGACAACAUCCCCAAGUCGACUUUUGGUCCCGUUGAUCCACGUUCUACGAUCUAUGCCCACGCUACAAACGCCAUGUCGACCAUCUGGCAUUUCCGCGCUCUUUACACUCUCCGCAACGAACAUUGGCUCAUCCAAGCAAGUGCUGUGUGCGCCUUCCGCGUCCUCUUGGCCAUCGAAGAAAGCCCUAUACAGCUUGAAACCUUUGUAAAAGCAUGCCGCGCACUGCUAGAACUGGGCGAAGCAUAUCCUGUAGCAGAGAAGGUUCGAUACUCCAUAGAAUCAGUUGUCCAGGAUAAAGGGAUAACUCUACCAACGUAUGCAAAGGAGUACAUGCCACAUGGUUUGGGUGAAGGAGUAGCGGAGUUGACGGAUAUCAAGGUCAGAGAUCAUACUGUUGUGGCGGAGAAGGCCUCGGAGAGCAACGAGAAUCGAUUCGCCUUGAUGGGGCUACUUUCAGCCUUGACGCCCAGUGGGACGGAAUCCAGUUAG
Molecule: messenger RNA, 2133 nt
Organism: Fusarium venenatum
Lineage: Eukaryota; Fungi; Ascomycota; Sordariomycetes; Hypocreales; Nectriaceae
Biological process (GO): DNA-templated transcription; regulation of DNA-templated transcription
Molecular function (GO): zinc ion binding; DNA-binding transcription factor activity, RNA polymerase II-specific; DNA binding
Source: RefSeq, a predicted model, not a curated record